Molecule: messenger RNA, 993 nt
Organism: Tripterygium wilfordii
Lineage: Eukaryota; Viridiplantae; Streptophyta; Magnoliopsida; Celastrales; Celastraceae
Product: fasciclin-like arabinogalactan protein 11
Exons: 1
Coding region: 50-790 (246 amino acids)
Source: RefSeq, a predicted model, not a curated record
CACUUGCUCAUCACUACUAGUAAAACUGUCAAAUUUAUUGCCUAAAGAAAUGACAAAGCAAGUUGCCCUACCAUUCUUUCUUCUGUCAAUCUUUUUCUUCCUUUGCACCACAACUUUGGCUCAAACGCCAGCUCCGGCGCCUGCAGGUCCAACCAACAUCACUGCAGUGCUUGAGAAGGCAGGGCAGUUCACAACCUUCACCCGGCUACUAAAAGCGACGCAAAUGGCUGAUCAAAUCAAUACCCAGCUCAACAACUCAAACCAGGGUCUUACCAUAUUUGCACCAACAGAUAAUGCAUUUUCUAGUCUAAAAUCAGGCACAUUGAACUCACUCACUGAUCAACAAAAGGUCCAGUUGGUGCAAUUCCAUGUCCUUCCUAAUAUCUACUCCACGUCGCAGUUUCAAACUGUAAGCAAUCCAUUGCGAACGCAGGCAGGUAACAGUGGCAAUGGCGAGUUCCCACUGAAUGUCACCACAUCAGGGAAUAAUCAAGUGAACAUAUCAACAGGGGUUAAUACUGCAACAGUGGCUAAUACUAUCUAUACUGAUAGUCAACUAGCUGUUUAUCAGGUUGAUCAGGUUCUUCUUCCAUUGGACAUUUUCGGGGUACAAGCACCUGCUCCUGCUCCAGUGACAGCAGAUAAGGAUCUUCCAUCAAAAGCUCCAUCAAAGUCCUCAGACACUACCAAUGAUGGUGAUACUUCUGGUGCAAUGAGUCUGAGUUACAAUGUUGUUGCUGUUAUAUCCUUCAGUUUUGCGCUCAUUGCGGCUACUUCUUUGCAGCUAUGAUUACUAUUGUGUUUGAUGAUCAUGAGAUUGGGUGUUGCCUACUACUUCUGUUUUGUGAUUUGUACCCAAUUAGUCCAUUCUUUGAAUGCUGUAAUUCCUUUUUGUUAAGUUUUCAUGAACCCAAUUUUGUUAAUGUAGUGCCAUGUAUUUCUGUUCAGAACUCGUACCACACAAAUAAAUUUACAGUUAAAUGUUCCAGAGCA